AUUCAAUGAUUGGAGGGCAUAUAAUCUAUAAUAUGUGGAAGAAUGUUGGAAGACGACCAAUAUUCAAAAUGGUUGGCGAGGGAGAUGAUGUCAAUGAUCACAAGCCGCGACCCUAUCUUCGAAUGGAUUGGUCAUCUUCAGCUAUUGGGCUGUUCCUAGGACUGCUGGCCCUGGUGACCCUCACCAUCACCUUGAUCCUCUACUUUGCUCUGGUGAACCAGGAGAACUUCCACUUGAUCGCAGUUCUCAUGAUCAACGUGAACGAUACCAUCAUCAACUGCUUGAUGGUCCUCGCCAUCAUUAUCGGUUUUAUCCAGAUCAGGAACCUUCAGUUUGUUCAGUCAGAUAAUGAGCAUGAUAUUCUAAUGAUUAUCAGUGCUUUUGGUAUUUUUCUCUACGCUAGCUAUACAGUCAUUGCAGGAUAUCUGAGCACAAACUCCGUAGAACCAGUGAUCCUCGUAAUAGUUAACGGAAUAACAGAACUUGUUCAGGUGAACACAUUCUAACAUUAUUCCGAAGAUUA
This is a messenger RNA of Eurytemora carolleeae, 523 nucleotides long. RefSeq lists its product as uncharacterized. Bases 6 to 506 code for a protein of 166 amino acids. Gene Ontology annotation, biological process: proton transmembrane transport. The transcript is spliced from 6 exons. Lineage: Eukaryota; Metazoa; Arthropoda; Copepoda; Calanoida; Temoridae. Gene Ontology annotation, cellular component: membrane. The record is from RefSeq and is a predicted model, not a curated record. Gene Ontology annotation, molecular function: proton channel activity.